Syngnathus acus (greater pipefish) is the source of this 2358-nucleotide messenger RNA. RefSeq lists its product as uncharacterized. Bases 102 to 1067 code for a protein of 321 amino acids. The record is from RefSeq and is a predicted model, not a curated record. The transcript has 6 exons. NCBI's taxonomy places the organism in Eukaryota, Metazoa, Chordata, Actinopteri, Syngnathiformes, Syngnathidae.
CUUGCUGUGGACUGGCCCACAUUGUCAUACAUCAAACUCACAAGCAGCCGGAGGACCAGAACUCGUCCGUUUGUGCUUCUGCAACCACGCUGGCUGAUACAAUGAGCUGGUUGGAUGUGAUCGCUCACCUGCUGUGGAUGGUAAUUACGCUGCUGCUGUGGAUGGUGGUGCGCUCACAGCGGAGAGGACCCUGGGACCCACGUGCUUGUCCCACGCAGCUCAAAGGGAAGACGGCGAUCGUGACAGGGGCCAAUUCAGGGAUCGGAAAGUUCAUCGCCAUGGACUUUGCUCGCAGGGGUGCCCGUGUCAUUCUGGCUUGUCGAAGUGUGUCCCGUGGGGCCGCAGCGGUGAAAGAAAUUCAAGCAAAAACAGGAAACCCUGACGUCCAUGUGCGUCCGGUGGACCUUUCUUCUCUGGACUCUGUCAGAGAUUUUACUAAAAGAAUUCUGGAGGAAGAAAGCGCCCUUCACAUCCUCGUCAACAAUGCUGGAGUAUCAGGUUUACCCCGGCAGAUUACCAAAGAUGGACUUGAUGUUUCUUUCGCAACCAAUCAUUUGGGGCCAUUUCUUCUCACCAACCAGCUUGUUGACCUGAUGAAACACUCAGCUCCAGCACGUAUUGUCACCGUCAGCUCUGUCAACCACAAAAAGGGUGAAGUGGACUUCUCUCAUUUUCACGGGGAGAAUGUAACUUACGAGCUUGAUCGGGUUUACAAUCACACCAAGCUACACAAUAUCAUCUGCACGAAUGAGUUUGCACGGAGGCUUCAAGGAUCAGACGUCACCGCCAAUUCAGUCCACCCUGGUAUCGUCCUGACGGGAAUGAUGAGGCACUAUCCCUUCAGAAUUCGUUUUAUCUUCAGCCUCAUUGGACAGUUCUUUUUCAAGUCGGCAGAGGAGGGGGCAGUCAGCGUCAUUUACUGCGCCGUUUCAGAGGAAGCAGAAGGCAUAAGUGGAAAGUAUUUUGACAGCGACUGCUCCCUUGUCCUCCCCGCCCCUUUAGCCCGAGACACAGCCCUGGCAGUCAAGGACUUUGAGAUCUGCGAAAGACUGACAUCCAAGCUGUGAAACAAUGCUUCUCCUGAUAACAGAAAGGAGCUCCACUUUCAUGUAUUGUUGUUCAAGUGACUGGACAGGCUUUCGAGCACUCAGGUUCAUUCAGUUAUAUUUAAUGCAACUUUGCAUUAUAUAUACUGGAUACUGUUUUAAAACUUUAAAUAUUGUAAAGGGUUUGAAUUUCAAUAUCUGAUUGAUAAUAGCAGGGUUUUUGAAACUUGGACCAUAAGACAUUUAUCAAUAUAAAAUCAAGGCAGCAUUACAAAUGAAAGUGAGCUACAUAAAAAUGAUCCUUGUAGCGAUUGUUACAAAAAAAAGAAUUAAUUGCAAUUUUCUAUUACUAUUGCGCAAUAUUUCAGAACAGGUCUGAGGUUGGUGUGGAAAAUACAACAUAGGCUCUAUUUAGUUAAACAGUUUUUUUCCCUUUAUUGACUAAUAUAUUAAAAGAAAAUACAAGAGCAUUCAUUCUUUGACGAAUUCAUACAGCAUUUUUAUCUUCUGUUCCCCAGCACACUACUCAACUCUAAAGACAAAAAAUGGGAGACAACCCAAUUAUUAUUAUUUUGAAGUUUUUGCAUGAGAGUCAUCUUUGGUUCAUGAAGUCACUUAAAGGUCAAGAAAGAGUUUAGUUCUGGAAACAGUGAAGUACCUUACCGUUGCUACAUUUCAUGGAUGAGCUCCUCGAGCACAGGAGCGACAUGGUCCAGCUGUUUGGGUGAAAGACGCACGGUGAUGUCCACUGUUUUGUCCUGUACGCAUGCACAGAGAAUUAACAUUUCAUAUUACACAACACAAUGGCGGCGUCUGUCGUUCACGCACUGGAUUUCCACCAUGCUCUACUUGGGGAAGCUGUUGGACGGCAACUUCCUCAAACUGGCCGUCCUCCGACCGAGGCUCCAUGUCCUUUCUCCCCUCGCGCUCCUGGAGAGCAGACACCCAAACACAAAAUAUUUUGAUUAAUGAACUGGUUUUCCCAAACUAGUUUCAAAUGACUUAUUCAAAUACAAUACAAUCAUCUUACUUUCAUCAGCAUCAUCUCCUUGGGACUGAAGAAGGUGAUGUGUCCUUGUGUCCUCUCAACCAGCAACGCCACAAGGCACGCCAGUACCACGCAGACAGCAACAGCUCCACGCAUGCUCAAUCCGCUCAGUGCUGGGAAAAUGUAAAGAUGAACAAGCUCAUUGGAUCUCAUCAACUCGAACACUUGUGUGGGAGAGUCACUGCUUCAUACACGCUAGAAGAAAUACAUUCCUGUGGCAAUCAUGACAAGACAAAAGAAGUAAACGAUAAAAUGUUGCAUGCU